Messenger RNA from Trichoderma reesei QM6a, 3159 nucleotides. RefSeq lists its product as uncharacterized. The record is from RefSeq and is a predicted model, not a curated record. Bases 1 to 3159 code for a protein of 1052 amino acids. The transcript is spliced from 4 exons. Lineage: Eukaryota; Fungi; Ascomycota; Sordariomycetes; Hypocreales; Hypocreaceae.
AUGUCUGAAAUGGCUCCUUUCUCUCAAGCAGGCAUCAACAUGCAGUAUCUCGAUCGAGCAACCAUGCUGCACUCGUCUUAUACGCAAAAGACAAAUCCCCUUUUCGCUGGCCUCAUCACGCCCCCUGAUACCCCUAUUCGGUCAGUCGACAGCAGUGCACCUCAGUCACCAACAAGCUCAACUCUGGAGGCAAGCCGAAGCUUUGGAUCUACGAAUGAUGUCCAGAAAGCAAUGGAAGCCUUGUCUGUUGCUAUCAGGAGUGCGAGCGUAGAGAGUUUUGGACAAGAUGCCAGCGUUGCCAGCAGUGCUGCAGUAUCGCCAUCAGUGGCGCUUUUCGAUCUCGAGAAUGUCCGUGAGGAUAUUUACUCCAUCGUUGAACACACAGUAGAGGCAAAGAUGUCCGAUGCAAUGGGUCCUCUACGGUUAAACAUCAACAAGCUAGAUGACUCUCUCGAGGCUAUUCGUCACCGAGAAGACGCCCUGAACAAUCUGGAGUCGCAUCUUCGCCGCGAACACACCGAUAUACGAGAGCAAAACGACACACUGAGCCGCCAGAUCGAUCUUCACUACCGUACCAUCGAACAAAACGUCGAGGAGUUCAAGUCUCAGUCGAAGACUAUGAACACCUUGAUCGGAGCUCAAGCAGAUCAAUCCAAGAUAAUGAGCACCAUGAUUGGAGCUCAGGCCGAUAUGCUUGGUCACCUCUCACAGCUUAUCAACAACCUCCCCGUGGCCAUCAACCAAGUCGUCCACAACGCAGUUCAGCAACAGGCUCAACUGGCUAUACGCGACAUCAUGUUUGCUCAACAACAAGCCAUGUUUUCAGUAUCAGACGUCUCUGGCGCUCGCAAGUCCGUCUCCUCUGAUGGCAGCUCAAGUCAAUGCACUUGCAUGCACCACCGUCUAGACAUUGAGUCUAUGGCAUCAACCCACAACAAGACUGUCUCCAUUGCACAACCAUCUCCCAGAUCUUGCUCCAACUGGCCAAUUGGGCUGCCGGCAACUGGCGCAGAGCAGCAAAAUGUGAGCGCAUCCCACGUUUCCCCGACCACCCCUAUUUCGCUGCUGGCCAGUGACAGCUGCCACACCUCGCUCAAGGGGCCAAUCCACCAGAAUUUCAAAAGUCUUUUGCAAAAGAAUGAGAAGAAUGAGAACUUUGGAUUUCCCAAUUGGGUCGGGAGUAUAUAUUCUGCUCUCCCACAUUCUUCUUCGUUUUUCCCGUCCCUCACUGCUCUUCGUUUCUUCACACCAGACACUUGCAUCGCGACUUUUCACUUCCCACGCCAGCUUCAAGCUACUCUGACCAGUUCCUCGUUCAAGAUACUUCAAACGCCAGCUCAAUUGAGUAAAAUCAACAGCUUCAUUGAUACCCUCAAUCUUGUCAUUGCAAUCAUGGGUUCCUCGAAGAAAGCUCCCGCUCCCAAGAAGGAUCAGCUCGCUGCCGUCCACUCAGCUUCCGCUGCCCUCAAGUCAGCCCAAGCUCUCCAGACGGCCAAGGCUACCAAGGCACCUGGACCUGCUCCCAAGGCACCUGGUCCUGCUCCCAAGGCACCUGGUCCUGCUCCCAAGGCACCUCCUCCUGCUCCCAAGGCACCUGGCCCUGCUCCCACUGAGACCGGCUUCACGCAUCACCUGCCCACCAAGGCUCAGAUCGCCGCCAAUGGUCGCAGGCCCGGCCGCAACCUCGUUUUGUGGCAGCGUCCCCGCAUGGCAGAGAAGGUCCUUCAUUGCCUAAUCUACGAGAUGGAACUCAUGGACAUGAGAGUCUCCUGGGACAACAUUGCGCACAGACUCCGUCCUGGAACCUCUGGCUCCUCCCUCAAGCAGUACAUUCACCGAAGCCGCAAUGGUCUUGUCUCUGAAGGCCAUGUUGUUGCUCCCCUUUUCAAGAGAGGAAAGCCCUAUGAUCCCACCAUCCGUGGUUACGUCCGCGACGUCAACGAAGAUGGAGACAUCAUCGUCCGCGCCGUCGGUUACGGCGAAUACAUCGAGGAUCCCCGCGUCAAUGAGCCUGAUGCCCUGGCAGUCCUGGCCCAGGUAAAGGCCCAACUCGAGGCUCACGAAGCGUCUGAUGUCGAAGGCGCCGAAGACUUUGACUUUGAGGAAGACAUCUCUCCUGGCACUUGCUUCACUAUCCCUGACGACGCCAACAACGCCAUGCCCCCCAGCCCUACUCCUGCCCGUCACGCAGCUCCUCGCCAGUCGGUUUUCGCUACGGAGCACGUCGCCGAGCCUCAGGAUCUUCAGUUCCCUGCCGGACAAGCCAUGCUCGCUCAGGAGGCCAUUGCCCCUGUUCCCGUCGACCAAGUCGCCGACAUCUCUGCCGCCAAUGUCUGGGCCGACAACAUCCAAGUAGGUCUCCUCAUCUACCAAUGCCAUGGAUUGACUACAGUCACUAACAGAGAGCAGGAAUUGCAGAACUUUGACGCCAACACCCUGUUCCAGCUUGGUAUUGGCUUUGACUUUGCGGAUCCUGUUGAGACCAACUCUGCCGCUCAGACAUCCGCCGCUGUCACUGAGUCCCCUAUCCUUGUCACUCAGAGUGAUGCCCCUACCAACCCGUCUCCCGUCGCAUUCACUCAAGCUUCGCCUGAGACCACAUCUAUUUCUCAAGCUCCCCUUGAGCUUGGCCUGAAUUCUGGUUUCCCUGCGGACACCACCGCCACCCUUUUCCAAGAGUUCGGCGCCGGUUAUCCAUUCGUCCUUGGCAGCGAGACACUCCACGAUCCCUUCAGCAUUCCCGCUGCGACCCAACCUUACCAGGCACAAGUCAACCCUGGCGGUCAGUAUGUCCAGCAGCAGGCACAGCAGCAAGCACAGCAGCAGGUCCAGCAGCAGGUCCAGCAGCCUCUCGACGACUCUUGGUUCUGGGACAACUCUCUCAAUCUCCUUCAAGAUCAGUUGUUCACUCCGAGUCAGACCAAUGCCUCUCUGUCUCAGUACGACUUCUCCAUGCCGUCGACGCUCCUCUCGUCCCUGCCGUCGUCCAUGUCGACCACCAUGGCACCUGUGAUGCCCUCGACGGUGGGACCCGUCAUGACACCUGCUUUUGCAAACGUCAUGACGCCCGCGAUGACGCCGUCCCCGGAGCACAAGGGCGCAGAGACUGUGAGUGACGCUGGAAUGGCCCAGCUGCUCCAGUUCAACGAGACUCACUAG